AUGCCUUCCAAGCCGAUAUCAAUCCCGGGCGCGGUGGAGCGACAAGCGGAGAAGGCGAGGGAGGGGGACAAGGAGACGCGCAAGGAGAAGCAGAAGCAGAGACUCAGGAAGCCGCUUCCUCGUCAAGAUCUGAGUGGUACCAGCAAAGACUCGAGCACGAGCAGCAUCAGCGACGAUCGCUUCUUCUCUGCCGUGGAAAACCUCUCCCAGCUCACGCUCUCAGACGACAGCUCUGAGUACACGGAGUGGAUCAUGAAAUUCAUAUCCUCGCGCGGCAAUGAGUACUUCUGUGAGAUCGACGAAGAGUACCUGACGGAUCGCUUCAACUUGACUGGCCUUAACAUCGAAGUCAACUACUACCAACAUGCCCUGGACCUCAUCACAGAUGUGUUCGACUUAGACUGCGAGGAUGACAUGCGCGACGCCAUCGAGAAGUCUGCCCGCCACCUUUACGGCCUCGUACACGCUCGCUACAUCGUCACUACCCGCGGUCUCGCCAAGAUGGUCGACAAGUACAAGAAGUCCGACUUCGGUCGAUGUCCACGUGUCUACUGCGAAGGCCAACCUCUCCUCCCGUGCGGUCUCGAAAACAACGCCGGCAAGAAGCCCGUGAAGCUGUACUGCGCCCGAUGUGAAGACACCUACUCUCCAAAGUCUAGCAGACACUCGACUAUCGACGGUGCCUACUUCGGUACAUCCUUCCACAACAUACUCUUCCAAGUCUACCCCGCUCUCAUACCUCAGAAAUCCCUCAAGCGCUUCACUCCGACCAUCUUCGGCUUCAAAGUUCACUACGCUGCUGCACUCCACCGCUGGCAAGACGAAGAACGCCGCGACAUGCGCGAACGCCUCGCCGAGGCCGGUAUCGCACCACUUCCUUUCUCCGCAGACAACAGUUCUUCACAAGCCCAACAACAAGCUCCGACUCGUCAGCUGCUUUUCGUCGAAGACGCCGAGGACGAUGACGGUAUGAGUGCACGCGCCGAUGCGAGGCUAGACGACGAUCAUGAUGAUGGUCCUGACGCUGAUGAAGACCCGGAUGAAAGCAGUGCGACGAGGAUGCAGGGUCAGGCUCAGGUGGAGAAUCAGAUGCAGUCGCAGGCUAUGGUCACUAAGGGAGGAGUCAACAUGGGACUGAUCCGGGCUCGAGCUGUACAAGCUGCGAUUCUCAAGCAUCAGCAGAGUAGUGCGACUCAUACACAGGGCGGACAGCCACGGGUUUGA
This is a messenger RNA of Cyphellophora attinorum, 1224 nucleotides long. RefSeq names its product Casein kinase II subunit beta-2. NCBI's taxonomy places the organism in Eukaryota, Fungi, Ascomycota, Eurotiomycetes, Chaetothyriales, Cyphellophoraceae. The record is from RefSeq and is a predicted model, not a curated record. The transcript is spliced from 2 exons. Bases 1 to 1224 code for a protein of 407 amino acids. Gene Ontology annotation, molecular function: protein kinase regulator activity. Gene Ontology annotation, cellular component: protein kinase CK2 complex; cytoplasm.